Molecule: messenger RNA, 1378 nt
Organism: Aspergillus welwitschiae
Lineage: Eukaryota; Fungi; Ascomycota; Eurotiomycetes; Eurotiales; Aspergillaceae
Gene: alkB
Product: oxidoreductase, 2OG-Fe(II) oxygenase family
Exons: 2
Coding region: 203-1285 (360 amino acids)
Cellular component (GO): cytoplasm; nucleus
Source: RefSeq, a predicted model, not a curated record
GUUUGGAACGAGCCCGCCGGAUGGCAAACUUUCCUUCCCUCACGAUCAAAAGUUAUUCAGAUCGGUUCAUCCACCUACAGAAGGGCGGAGUGUUCUGGGCUUUCACGUAGAUAUGCAAUAGUCUGGAAACGACUACGUGGACUAACACUACUACUGCGGCUGUCUAUUGACUCAUGAGUUGUCAGCUGCAUAGUCUAUCCUAAUGCCGCAUAUCAAAGAUCUGAACGCCCAUGAGCGUCCCCCGGACGGCAUCAAGCAGCGUUAUAAGCAAUACCAGAAGUCCACGCUUACGGAGAUAGAGUCUGACGACAGCAUUAUUGAUCUGCAGUCCCUGGACCCCCAAAACCUCCCAGGGGAAAUCUCCUUGACGCACUGGAUUUCCAGCGCAGAUUUUGAGCCUGUAUUUGCCCAAUUCCUCGGCACGAAUCAGGAUCUGCAGAGUGCUCAGCCUGCUAGGGAUGUCCCCGUUUUCAGCCAUCGUGCUAUUUCCGGUCUGCAAGUGAUUCCCUCGUUGCUUCCACCCGCAGUUCAGGUCGAAUUGUUAUCUCGUCUGUUCCACCGGGACUUGUCUAAUCCUCGGCAUCAAACCAAUCUUCACCUGCACUAUGAUAUCACUUAUCCUACUGCGGUGAACGAUGGUGAAGCGGUCUCGGCCGGUAAUAGUCCAGUAGGCGCUUAUCAUCCGUCUUUCUUUGGAGAUGACCCAGCCCGUGUCAUAGAACCUAAAGAUCCAAAUGUGCAUAAACCACUUACUGUCCAAAGCAUACUGAACAGAAAGUUACGCUGGGUUACUCUAGGUGGUCAAUAUGACUGGACUGCCAAGGUGUAUCCGUCGGAGCGCCCUCCCGAAUUCCCCAGGGAUAUUGCGAAGCUCUUGCAUGCCAUGUUCCCAGCCACUGAAGCUCAGGCGGCUAUUCUCAAUGUCUAUUCUGCUGGUGACCACCUCAGUCCCCAUCGCGACGUCAGCGAGGAUUGUGAUGUAGGCCUGAUCAGUGUCAGCUUUGGUUGCGAUGGCCUGUUCUUAAUCAGUCAUGACGAUGGGGAACACUGUGAGAUUAUUCGCCUUCGCUCCGGAGAUGCGGUGUACAUGGAUGGCACCUCACGUUUUGCUUGGCAUGCAGUACCGAAGAUUGUGCCGAAUACUUGUCCUAAGUGGCUUGCUAAUUGGCCAUCAAGUCCGCAUGAUGGUGCAGCUUCACAGUAUGAUGCUUGGCGAGGGUGGAUGUCGGGCAAGAGAGUCAACCUCAAUGUUCGGCAAAUGGAACUCGCGAAAGCUCACGAAUGAUUCGGGGCAAACCCUUAUGGAGCGCAAGCAUGCCGGGACCGACCAGGCAGAUAAUACCUUUCGAGCGACCUAUGGCAGCUAAUCAAGCUGCGC